Lonchura striata (white-rumped munia) is the source of this 1491-nucleotide messenger RNA. RefSeq names its product solute carrier family 25 member 28 (gene SLC25A28). The record is from RefSeq and is a predicted model, not a curated record. Gene Ontology annotation, biological process: iron import into the mitochondrion. Gene Ontology annotation, cellular component: mitochondrial membrane. Gene Ontology annotation, molecular function: ferrous iron transmembrane transporter activity. Lineage: Eukaryota; Metazoa; Chordata; Aves; Passeriformes; Estrildidae.
CCCCGACUACGAGGCGCUGCCCCAAGGCGCCGCCGUGUCCACGCACAUGCUGGCGGGCGCCGUGGCCGGCGUCAUGGAGCACUGCGUGAUGUACCCCAUCGACUGUGUCAAGACGCGGAUGCAGAGCCUGCAGCCGGAGCCCGCCGCUCGCUACCGGAACGUGCUGGAGGCCCUGUGGCGCAUCGCCCGCACCGAGGGCGUCUGGCGGCCCAUGCGGGGCCUGAACAUCACCGCCACCGGCGCCGGGCCGGCGCACGCCCUCUACUUCGCCUGCUACGAAAAGUUAAAAAAGACGCUGAGCGACGUUAUCCACGCAGGGGGCAAUAGCCAUGUGGCCAACGGUGCAGCCGGGUGUGUAGCAACGUUGCUCCACGAUGCAGCCAUGAACCCUGCUGAAGUGGUGAAGCAGAGGAUGCAGAUGUACAACUCGCCUUACCAGCACGUGAUGGACUGUGUGCGGGCCGUGUGGCGCAACGAAGGGGCCGGAGCGUUCUACCGCAGCUACACCACCCAGCUCACCAUGAACAUCCCCUUCCAAGCCAUUCACUUCAUGACCUACGAGUUCUUGCAGGAGCAGCUCAACCCCCACAGACAGUACAACCCAGGCUCCCACGUGGUCUCCGGAGCCUGCGCGGGGGCUGUGGCUGCUGCCGCCACUACGCCUUUGGACGUUUGCAAAACGCUGCUCAACACCCAGGAGUCGCUGGCCUUGAGCUCCAACAUCAGCGGACACAUCACAGGCAUGGCGAAUGCCUUCAGGACGGUGUACCAGGUGGGCGGUGUGACCGCCUACUUCAGAGGGGUCCAGGCCAGAGUCAUUUUUCAGAUGCCCUCGACGGCGAUUGCCUGGUCUGUGUACGAGUUCUUCAAAUACAUCCUUACCAAGCGCCAGGAGGAGCGUCGGGCUGGCAAGUGAUCCAGAGCCAAACGCCGUUCCAGACCUGUCUCACAUCCCCUCCUGGUGUGUCUUCUGACCCCUCUCCCUUUUUGGUUUGGUUGUGUUGAAGAGAGGGGCAGUGAAGCCCUUUGGGGUUUAGCGAUGCCAUUUUUUGCCUGUGGCUGUUGCAGCGCUGCUCAGGCUGCACAGCUUGCUCUCUGCUGGGCUCCUCCGAGAUGUCCUGCUGGCAGCUGCAGCCCAGGUCACACGCCCUGGCACUUUGGUGGAGCUGUGCUCCUGAUUUCCUUAACCACAACAUCUCACGCAAAACUCGGCCCUGCUCAGAGGGAAGGUGAAUGUUCUGGCCUGCCCCAGCAGGGCCAAGCUGAGCUCGCAGUCACCAAGGAGGGGGUGACAGUGGGAUGCUGGGGGCUUGGUCUGGCUUUUGGCUGAAGCAAAGUGCAAGUCUUGGCCGUUGUCUCGUAGCACGCACAGUGAUGCUGACUGCCCUGGUGGUGGUGGUGGGCGAGGGGAGGAUGGCACUUGAGGAGGGAGCCUGUAGGUUUGUUCUUGUUCCUGCUCUUGACACCUCCAAUAAAAACAGUUCUGCUCUA